GACAGGAAGCGGACGGAACGUUCAUGGUGAAGGCUCAAGAGGCGCCCCGGCCGGUAUGAGAGGUGCUCUCCCCGCGGCGGCGGCGGCCUGAGGUAGCGGGGCGGCGGCGGCAGCAGCAGGGAGAAGGACACAUGAGAUGGCCACAGAUGACAGACAAUCUCCAACACUGGACUCUGUCAGUGAUCUGCCCCGCUCUCCUAGCAGUCCCUCUCAUCUCACUCUUUUCAAACCAUUGACUCCUGAUCAAGAUGAGCCUCCUUUUAAAUCUGCCUACAGCUCCUUUGUAAAUCUCUUUCGUUUUGGCAAAGAUGACGGUAGACUUGCAUCUCCUGCAGAGAGUGUCCAGGGCGAGCAGCAGGCACUGAGUGGGACUUGGUCCAGUCCUCAGCAUACCUCCAGGGCACAGUCUCUGAGGUCCCCGGUUCCAUACAAAAAGCAGCUUACUGGGGAGUUACAACGCAGAGUAUCUGCAACUUUAGACACACGAAGGAAAGUGGAACCUUCUCUCAGUGGCCAUGAUCCUCGGACAGCUGUUCAGCUUAGAAGUCUCAGCACGGUCUUAAAACGUCUCAAAGAAAUAAUGGAAGGGAAAAGCCAGGAUAGUGAUUUAAAGCAGUACUGGAUGCCAGACAGCCAAUGUAAAGAGUGUUAUGACUGUAGUGAGAAAUUCACCACCUUCCGGCGCAGACACCACUGUCGGCUGUGUGGGCAGAUCUUCUGUAGCCGAUGCUGCAACCAGGAAAUCCCUGGAAAAUUUAUGGGUUACACAGGGGAUCUCCGAGCUUGCACUUACUGCCGCAAAAUAGCUUUAAGCUACGCACACUCCACAGACAGUAACUGCAUUGGGGAAGACUUAAAUGCGCUCUCUGAUUCUACCUGUUGUGUAUCUGUACUGGAACCUGGGGAGCCACGCACACCUGUUGGGAGUAGAAAAGCUAGCCGAAAUAUCUUUUUGGAGGAGGAUCUUACUUGGCAAAGUCUGAUUCACCCAGAUUCUUCAACUACCACACUGUCAACACGCCUUGUGUCUGUACAAGAGGAUCCAGGGAAGUCUCCUGCUCGAAAUAGAUCGGCCAGCAUUACUAACUUGUCACUGGAUCGGUCUGCUUCACCCAUGGUGCCUGCGUACGAGACAUCCGUUAGUCCCCAGCCUAAUCGCACGUAUUUGAAAACAGAGACCAAUGAGGAUGAGCGCAAAAUUCUUCUGGACUCUGUCCAGUUGAAGGAUUUGUGGAAGAAAAUUUGCCAUCACAAUAGUGGGAUGGAGUUUCAGGACCACCGCUAUUGGCUGCGAACACAUCCCAACUGUAUUGUAGGAAAGGAACUAGUCAACUGGCUCAUCAGAAAUGGACACAUUACCACAAGAGCUCAAGCCAUCGCAAUAGGACAAGCACUGGUAGAUGGACGCUGGCUGGAUUGUGUCAGUCACCAUGAUCAAAUUUUUAGAGAUGAAUAUGCUCUGUACAGACCACUACAGAGCACAGAGUUCUCAGAAACCCCCUCUCCAGACAGUGAUUCGGUGAACUCCGUGGAGGGGCACUCCGAGCCAUCCUGGUUCAAAGACAUCAAGUUUGAUGACAGUGACACGGAACAGAUUGCUGACGAAGGGGAGGAUAACUUGGCCAACUCCGCCAGCCCUAGCAAGCGCACAUCAGUCAGCAGCUUCCAGUCCACAAUGGACAGUGACUCAGCCGCUUCCAUCAACCUGAACGUGGAGCUGGACAACGUGAACUUCCAUAUCAAGAAGCACUCCAAGUACCCUCAUGUGCCCCCUCACCCUGCCGACCAAAAAGAGUACUUGAAUCCUGACAACGGAGGGCAACAGAUGAUCUCAAUAAGUGACGCUUUCAUCAAGGAGUCACUGUUCAAUCGGAGGGUGGAGGAGAAAUCCAAAGAGCUGUUUUUCACACCUUUAGGCUGGCACCACAGCAAUCUGGAUCUGCUGAGGGAAGAGAAUGGGGAGAAACAAGCUAUGGAGAGGCUUCUCUCAGCUAAUCAUAACCACAUGAUGGCACUGCUUCAGCAGCUACUCAACAAUGAGUCAUUGUCAUUAUCCUGGAGGGAUAUCAUUGUGCCUGUGGUCUGCCAGGUAGUUCAGACUGUCCGACCUGAUGUCAAGAACAGAGACGAUGAUAUGGAUAUCCGCCAGUUUGUCCACAUUAAAAAGAUCCCAGGUGGAAAGAAAUUUGACUCUGUGGUGGUGAAUGGCUUUGUUUGCACCAAGAACGUUGCUCACAAAAAGAUGAAUACCUAUAUAAAAAAUCCCAAAAUUCUUCUGCUGAAGUGUUCCAUCGAGUACCUUUACCGAGAAGAAACAAAAUUCACCUGCAUAGACCCCAUUGUUCUUCAGGAAAGGGAGUUCUUGAAGAACUAUGUGCAGCGGAUAGUGGAUGUCAGGCCUACCCUGGUUCUGGUUGAGAAGACUGUGUCCCGAAUUGCCCAGGACAUGCUGCUGGAACAUGGCAUCACUCUGGUCAUCAAUGUCAAGCCGCAAGUAUUAGACCGAAUAAGUCGGAUGACUCAGGGAGACUUGGUGAUGUCAAUGGAUCAAUUGUUGACCAAACCACACUUGGGAACCUGUCAUAAAUUUUACAUGCAAGUGUUCCAGUUACCUAAUGAUCAAACCAAAACCUUAAUGUUUUUUGAAGGGUGCCCCCCACACUUGGGCUGCACCAUCAAGCUGCGUGGAGCUGCGGACUAUGAACUGACCCGAGUGAAGGAGAUCCUUAUCUUUAUGGUCUGUGUGGCUUAUCAUUCCCAGCUGGAAAUUUCUUUCCUUAUGGACGAGUUCGCCAUGCCCCCAUCUCUUACUAAAAACUUCCACACACUGAUUGAAAGCCAAGGAGAUGAAAAUGGGCACCAAGACCUCUUUAAUGGUGAGGAGUUUAGCACAGUGGUCAGAGAUGUUGAACUCUCUUCUGAAAAAGUGGCCAUGGUCUCUGAGUCUGUCUCUUCCGAUGAAGCCAGCACACUAGAGCAAAGAACUUUGUUUGAAGAAGAGGAUCAAGAUGAUGAUGAUGUCCUGCGAGAGGGUUCCUCUUUAAGGCACCAAGAGCUUCUCAGAAUGGAAUAUUCACUGCCAGUAUCAAGCAAUAUUACAACACCAGUACCAGAGUCGCGGCUACCCUUCCAUAAUACGGACCAACACCCAGGCAUUCUAUACAGUCAGCAUCUGGAGACUCUGCAGCAGCCAGGUGACCUGCAGGAUUCCAAAAGCCAGAUGAGAGUCUUUAGAGACCCUCUGCAGGAUGACACUGGUUUGUAUGUCAUGGAGGAAGUGACUUCCUCUGAGGAUCGCCUCAAGGCCUACUCCUUAGCAUUUAAACAGGAGCUGAAAGAUGUUAUUCUCUGUAUCUCGCCUGUGAUCACAUUCCAUGAACCUUUUCUUCUAACAGAAAUGGGCAUGAGGUGCCCUGCCCGGGAUUACUUCCCAGAGCAGGUCUAUUUGUCUCCUUUCCUCAACAAAGAGUAUAAGGAGUUGGAGAGCAGAAGGAAGAAACAGCUGUUAAGGGAUCUCUCUGGACUGCAAGGGAUAAAUGGAAGUAUCCAGGCAAAGGCCAUCCAGGUUUUGCCCACCCAUGAGCUAGUUAACACUAGAAUUGCAGAGCAUCUGGGUGAUAGCCAAAGCUUGGCCAGAAUGCUGGCAGAUUACCGGGCCAGAGGAGGAAGGAUACAACAGAAAAAUGCAGAUCCCUUUGCCCUGUGUAGAGAUGCAUCUGGUGUUCCUGGAGGAAAACCUGGAGGCAGAAAUGAAGAGGAUGAGAGAGGAUUGGUUCGGGGUGAAUCUGUUUGGUCUCAUAAGGUGGACUGUCUGAGUCCAGUAAACCAUCAGAGGCUGUGUGUUCUUUUCAGUAGCUCCUCUGCCCAAUCCAGCAAUGCUCCAAGUGCCUGCGUUAGCCCAUGGAUUGUGACGAUGGAGUUCUAUGGGAAGAACGACCUCACUCUAGGCGUGUUUUUAGAGCGGUAUUGUUUCAGGCCUUCCUACCAAUGCCCCAGCAUAUUUUGUGAAACACCGAUGGUGCACCAUGUUCGUCGCUUUGUCCACGGGCAAGGCUGUGUGCAGAUCAUACUGAAGGAGCUCGACUCGCCAGUCCCUGGAUACCAGCACACCAUCCUUACCUACUCCUGGUGUAGAUUGUGCAAACAGGUCACACCAGUUGUCCCACUUUCCAAUGAUUCUUGGUCCAUGUCAUUUGCAAAAUACCUUGAAUUGAGAUUCUACGGGCACCAGUACACGAGAAGAGCUAAUGCAGAGCCUUGCGGUCACUCCAUACACCAUGACUAUCACCAGUAUUUCUCAUAUAAUCAGAUGGUGGCAUCUUUCAGCUAUUCUCCAAUCCGGCUGCUGGAGGUAUGUGUCCCACACCCCAAAAUCUACAUCAAACGUCAAGCUCCGUUAAAGGUUACUAUUCUGCAGGAUCUGAAGGAUUUCUCUCAAAAGGUAUCACAGGUGUACCUUGCUGUUGAUGAUCGUCUCACUUCUUUGAAAACUGAUACUUUCAGCAAAACAAGGGAAGAGAAGAUGGAGGACCUUUUUGCACAAAAAGAGAUGGAAGAGGUAGAGUUCCGGAACUGGAUUGAGAAGAUCCAAGCAAGGAUGCUUUCACCUUCUUUGGACACCUCUCAGCAGUUGCAGUCGGUCUUUGAGUCUCUGAUAGCUAAAAAACAGAGCCUCUGUGAGAUGCUGCAGGCCUGGAAUAACAGAUUACAGGAUCUCUUCCAGCAGGAGAAAGGUAGAAAACGCCCCUCAGUACCACCGAGCCCUGGAAGAUUGAGACAAGGUGAAGAAAACAAGAUCAGUGCAAUGGACGCCUCUCCUCGCAAUGCUUCUCCAGCCCUACAGAAUGGAGAAAAAGACGACCGUUUCUUGACGACCCUGUCAAGUCAGAGCUCCACCAGCUCCACCCACCUCCAGCUUCCUACCCCACCUGAAAUUGUGUCAGAGCAGCUGACAGGGGGGCCUUCCUUUGCCAGUUCAGUCUCUGAACCAGACACCACCAGUAGCUCAGAAGAUAUAUUUGAUGGACACUCGUUGGGAUCUACAGACAGCCAGGUGAAGGAGAAAUCUACUAUGAAAGCUAUUUUGGCAAAUUUGUUGCCUGGAAACAGCUAUAAUCCCAUUCCAUUCCCCUUUGACCCAGAUAAGCACUACCUAAUGUAUGAACAUGAACGGGUACCCAUUGCAGUCUGUGAAAAGGAACCAAGCUCCAUUAUAGCUUUUGCGCUCAGUUGCAAGGAAUACAGGAACGGCUUAGAUGAGUUAUCCAAAGCAUCUCUGAAGAGCAGUUCUGAAGAAGGGCUUCCACCAAACAGUAUGUCGGACAACAAACCAAAGAGCAGCAGCCCAGUCCGAUUGCCUGAGACUAACGUGGGACAGGCAAACCGCACAGCUGAAGCAGAACAGCCAAAAAAGGUUUCCGGAGUUCUAUCCUUCUUCCGUGGAACAGGAGGGAAGAGCCCUGAUCUCUCUGCCCAGAAGAAAGAGACCUUACGUGGUGCAGAUAGUGCCUACUACCAGGUUGGACAGAUGGGCAAGGAGGGUCCAGAGAACCAAGGAGCAGAGACUCAAGAUGAAGCAGAUGGAGUGGAUGCACAAAAGAAGCAGCUAGCAAAUCCCCAUGUGGAACUUCAGUUUUCAGAUGCUAAUGCCAAAUUCUAUUGCCGGAUUUAUUAUGCCGGGGAGUUCCAUAAGAUGCGUGAUGUGAUCCUCGGGAGCUGUGAGGAGGACUUCAUCCGCUCCCUGUCUCACUCUCUGCCCUGGCAGGCUCGUGGAGGCAAGUCAGGAGCUGCGUUCUAUGUGACGGAAGAUGACAGAUUCAUUUUGAAGCAGAUGCCCCGUCUGGAGGUCCAGUCCUUCCUUGACUUUGCCCCACACUACUUCACUUACAUCACUAAUGCUGUUCAGCAGAAGAAACCAACGGCACUGGCCAAAAUACUUGGAGUGUAUCGGAUUGGAUACAAGAACUCUCAGAACAACACUGAGAAAAAGCUGGAUCUGCUUGUCAUGGAAAACCUUUUCUAUGGCAGAAAAAUGGCUCAGGUGUUUGACCUGAAGGGCUCCCUGCGGAACAGAAAUGUGAAAACAGACACUGGGAAGGAAAGCUGCGAUGUUGUCCUGCUCGAUGAAAAUCUGUUGAAGAUGGUACGGGACAACCCUCUGUAUAUCCGUUCCCACUGCAAGGCUGUGCUGAGGGCUUCCAUCCACAGUGAUUCCCACUUUCUUUCCAGCCACCUCAUCAUUGAUUAUUCUCUGCUGGUGGGUCGCGAUGAUACCAGCAAGGAGCUGGUGGUUGGGAUCAUUGAUUACAUUCGCACCUUUACCUGGGACAAAAAGCUUGAAAUGGUGGUGAAGUCAACAGGCAUCCUAGGAGGACAAGGUAAAAUGCCAACUGUGGUCUCUCCAGAACUGUACCGGACCAGGUUUUGUGAAGCAAUGGACAAGUAUUUCCUGAUGGUGCCGGAUCAUUGGACAGGGCUGGGUCUGAAUUGCUGAGCUAAAGCGCAUGUUGUGGUGAGCGGAGAAGCACAGUGAAAGAAAACAUUUCCUGAUAGAAGAGGACACAAACACCCUGGACUUUACGUUGCCAUUCCAGCUUCCCGCAGUAUGCAAAAGGAUUGCACACCUGCAUCUGCACAGGCCACGUGCAUCUGAAGUGUAAAAUCUGCCUCUUACCUGCACUUCAGUUUCUGACAUGAGAGGAUUACAGAUAAGGCUGGCAGAUGCAAGCUAUUGUAGGGAUCAGAGUUGGAACAUAUUGCUCAAGAAGAUUGAGAAUGGGGUGAUUUAUUAGCUCAGCCACAGGAAAGAGGACAGAAUCCAAUACAGAUUUUUUGUACGCUGUCCCACAUAUCAGAGCAUUGAAACGUGGUGCUGACCAGUUUAUGAUGGAUCGCUUUGCAGAGAAAUAGGUGAGCUCUGCAAGUAUUACACAACCUGUACAGUGGCUAAUGUGAGUGUGAAUCCAUAGAGCGGGUGUGUGUGAUUUGCAUCAGCGUCUAGUGUGAUAGUGCAAAGGACGUAGAAAGCUUUGAAAUAAGCACCCUGGUCAUGGAAAAUCUAACUUAAUUCAUAUCUACAAUGUUCAUUAUUGCUGCAGUGGUCUGAAGCAGACCUUGUAAGAAUCAGAGUGAAUAACUUGUCCUGUUAUGCACUGUACAAGUUCCGUUCUUGCAGGCUUCUAUAAACAAUAUUUGUGUGUGUUUUAGCCGGCUAUGACCAUUACACUGUCCUUUUAUUUGUACUGAACUUUUAUGGAGCUAA
Molecule: messenger RNA, 7261 nt
Organism: Chelonoidis abingdonii (Abingdon island giant tortoise)
Lineage: Eukaryota; Metazoa; Chordata; Testudines; Testudinidae
Gene: PIKFYVE
Product: phosphoinositide kinase, FYVE-type zinc finger containing
Biological process (GO): regulation of reactive oxygen species biosynthetic process; phosphatidylinositol metabolic process; phagosome-lysosome fusion
Cellular component (GO): vesicle membrane; cytoplasmic vesicle
Molecular function (GO): 1-phosphatidylinositol-5-kinase activity; ATP binding; 1-phosphatidylinositol-3-phosphate 5-kinase activity
Source: RefSeq, a predicted model, not a curated record